UGUACAAACAAAAAGUGCAUUACGCACCCCCAAAUGAAUUCUAUCUAAACCAAUAUUUUAAUAUUCCAAUAAUACCCUCCACCUCAUAUUUACGAAUAUUUUAAAAUUUUUUUUUGGCCCCAAUUAUUUAUCCUCCACGCCAAAGAAACAAACCCUAGAACACAAAAUUAAAUUCCCAAAGUGUGAUUUAGAAUUCUCCAGAGAUCAAAACACAAAUUAGGAAUUUCUGAGAUCGAGUUUUUCCUUCAAUUUUGAUUGCAGGUUGUGAUUUCUUGUGUUCAAUAUUGCUCAUAAUGAGGCUCAAAAGAGGGAGUAAAGUAGAUGUUAUGAAUAAAAGGGGUGAUCCAGUCACGCGGCGUAUGGCUGAGAUACUAGCUGUCAAUGGCCAUACUUAUGACGUGCAAUAUGAUUGUUAUCCAGGUAAUGCAACUCAGCCGCUGGUGGAAAGGGUAACAAGGACAUUAUCGAGGCCAUGCCCUCCUCUCGUGGAAGGUCUGGAGAAUUGUAUAGCCGGAAGCAUUGUGGAGGUGUUCGAUGACUGCUUAUGGAAGAUUGCCGUGAUCUUGAAAGUUCUGAAUGGCAAUCAAUAUUUAGUAAGGCUUCUCGGGUGCUCUCUGGAAUUAAUAAUCAACAGAUCAAAUGCUAGGAUUAGACAAACUUGGCACAAUGAUGGGAAGGGUUCCAAAGGAUGUGAUGAUGAUGGAAAAGCUAGCAUGCUGUUGACUUCAGAUUGUUAUCAAAAGAAGAGCUUUCAGGCCCCAGAAGUUAAUGCGAUGGAUAAAAAUCAAGCUCAAAAGUAUGGUGUGCACAUUAAGAGUGAUGCUGGAGUACAGGAAUCUCAUCUAGUAUCGCCGAGGUCCCUGAAGAGGGUGUCCCCCAUCUGCUCAGCUGUUAUUGAAGCAAAUAAUGGACAUGUCCAGAAGAUAAGAGCAAUUGAGAAAGAAGAAAUGAAGAAUAGGGUAGUUUCUGACCCCAUAAUUGAAAAGGUAGAUGCUCUUUCUUACCCAAGAGAAAUCCUGGGUGAGAAACACAUGCAUGCUUCCUUUAACAAUAGAUCAUAUGGAUAUAAUCAAAUGGAGAGGCCUAAACAAACUGAUAUUUAUGGCUAUAGUGGAUUGAGAAGCUCAGAAUUUAAUAAUUCUGAUAUUGAUGCCUGUUCCGUUGGUAGUUGUAGUGUUAAUAGUGAGAGUCCAAACAACUACUAUAGUCAUGUCAUACCAGUACUGUGCCACGUGACAGAUACUCCUUCCAGUGAUGCGGAGUGGUGUUAUGGUCCAGGCUCAGGCUCUGAGGGAAAAAAGGGUCUGCGUCUCCCAAAAGAAGUGGAAGCCAGUAUCCAUAGGUUAGAGUUGCAUGCUUAUCAUAGCACUCUGGAAGCAUUGUAUGCUUCUGGGCCCUUAAGUUGGGACAAAGAGGCAUUGUUGACAAAUCUUCGUAUCAUGCUCCACAUUUCAAAUGAUGAACAUUUGAUGGAGCUGAAGAAUCUAAUUUCUAGUAAAACGGGUGCACAUGUCAGAUAAUGUUGAACCAGUGUUUUUAUUUAGUUUUUUGUUCAGCAUAGGAUUUAAUCCUUUCAUUUUCUAGUUCAACAUUGUAAGAAAGAUGACCUGUUACAUUGUGUAUCCUCUGUCUUAGUUGUUAGCUCUGUGAUUAUCUAGAAAGUGAUAUUUGUAACUAUGACAAUGUCUCACAUUCUUAUUGAUAAAAUAAUGUAUACAAUUGUU
Messenger RNA from Olea europaea var. sylvestris, 1724 nucleotides. RefSeq lists its product as uncharacterized. The record is from RefSeq and is a predicted model, not a curated record. Gene Ontology annotation, biological process: defense response to fungus. Gene Ontology annotation, cellular component: nucleus. NCBI's taxonomy places the organism in Eukaryota, Viridiplantae, Streptophyta, Magnoliopsida, Lamiales, Oleaceae. The transcript is spliced from 3 exons. The coding region runs from base 294 to 1520 and encodes 408 amino acids.